Molecule: messenger RNA, 3666 nt
Organism: Ostrea edulis (European flat oyster)
Lineage: Eukaryota; Metazoa; Mollusca; Bivalvia; Ostreida; Ostreidae
Product: cholesterol 25-hydroxylase-like protein 1, member 2
Exons: 2
Coding region: 432-1364 (310 amino acids)
Biological process (GO): cholesterol metabolic process; sterol biosynthetic process
Molecular function (GO): iron ion binding; C-4 methylsterol oxidase activity; steroid hydroxylase activity
Source: RefSeq, a predicted model, not a curated record
UGUACACAGGGAAACCGAAGGCUAUUUCAUAGAAGUCUGGCUGAGUGAGGCACGUACAUGUAGCAAGAGAUUCACGGUCACGGGAGGAAGGAGGCACACUAAAUCGUCUUUUAAAGAGUGUAAAAUUGUCCAGGCAGCCCGAUGUUGUUGUAAGUACUCUAUCCAGUUACAUUUGAACAGAGAAACAUAAAAAGCUGGGGUCGGUUAAAAUCCACUCCAGAUAAAAAUCUAACAUCCCCUUCGUGGGCCUCUGACGGCGGGAUUAUUUUUAUCAAUAACAGCGGAAAGGAAAGGCGAGCAAGGAAUAUAUAAACGAUCGGCGACUUGAAAAACCGGGAGAGAGAGGGGUUAUGUUAUGUACUUAUUAAGAAAAAUACAUACAGGGGAUUAAAGAAGAAAUUGCCUGUGAAACUCAUAGACUAACUUAGAGGAUGUCGUCGGUAAACCUGGUUGAACUCGGCCGGGGGCUCUGGAAUACAUCAGAUCUUCUAAGCAGUGCGCUCAUUGGAAAUUAUACCGCGAAAUCCAACCACCGGAUUCUCCAGUACAUUUGGGAUUUACGAAUUGGCAGGGAGGAAUUCUUAGCAUCCCCUCUCUUCCCGGUUCUUCUCUCCGUGGGAUUUUAUUUCUCAUUCUGCACGCCUUUCAUGAUUGCUGAUAUUCUCGGAGAACGGUUGCCAUGGAUUCAUAAAUACAAAAUUCAGCCGGAUAAAGAAGUUACAUUCUCGCAAAUUUACGACACUCUGCAGUUAACUUUCUGGAACCACGUGCUCUUUGUCCUCCCUGCCGCGAUCGGCCAGUGGAUUUGGGCCCCGCCCACCCCUUUGCCACACCUUGCCCCCACUCUAGGGGAAUUUAUCUGGCAUCAAAUCGCCAGUCUGGUCAUCUUCGACUUCCAGUACUAUAUAUGGCACAGUACCCACCACAAGGUACGUUUCCUGUACAAGCAUAUCCACUCCGUACACCAUCGGUACAACAGUCCGUUUGUGUGGGUGACGCAGUACCUCCACCCAUGGGAACUGGUCACCGUCGGCUUUCUGACCACCACCAACUCCUGGUUUCUUCAAUGCCACCCGUUGACCACCUGGAGUUACAUGCUGUUAAGCAUCGUGGUGAGUGUAGAGGCGCAUAUUGGGUACGAGUUCCCUUUCUGUAUCCACAACUGGGAACCAUUCGGAGUGAUAGGUGGUGCCCCGAAACAUGAUAUGCAUCACUUGAAGCCCAUGACCAACUUUCAGCCAUUUUUCAACCAUUGGGAUAAAUUGUUUAACACUUUUUGUCCCUUCAUGAAAGCAGGGGGAGUAAAGACAAAGGCACUUGUGGAGUACGAACGUCGCUACAAAGAAGCUAAGAAAAUGUACUAACAUGAGAAAAUAACAGUGAGUGGUAGUGUCUAAAAUUCCGGGAAAAGAAGGAAGAUGGAUUCAAUCGGGAAUUUCUGGGAAAAUAUGAAGAAACUGUGAAGAUAGAUGUGAUCAGAGCUUGAAGAGGAUCGGCGGGAGGGAGACAAUCAAAUAUUGAAUUUGGAUCAGAAGGAAAGAGAUGAGAAAAAUUUAAUUCUUCAUCUAAAACAGUGCCACAUCUACGCCAAAAUUGUCUCAGUUUCUGAAAAGAAUCCAGUAUUAUAUUUAUAUAUUUAUUCAUUGUUUUACAAGAAUGUGGUUUUCCGCGAUACAUUUGCUGUUUUCCGUGUCAUUAUGUGAGAUAUUUAUCAGUCUAAACUCUCUUGCUUUUAUUUAAUGGAAAAUUUUUAUUCGCGAUUUAACAUGUAUAAGCAGUGCAAUUCAUUCGUUCAAAGCCGACUCUCCUACUAAAUGCUCUUAACCCGCUGUGAUAAAUAUGUAGUGUUGCUUAUUUUAGAAUAUUUUCUUUGCGGAUUUUUCUCAAUGUCACCUGCCUGCCGGAGCCGUUCCAUGCAUACAGAGUCGCCCACAGCUGUCGUGAUUUCUAUAAAUUACCCCCCAUCAACGCAAAAAGACAAACGAGCGAUUAUUAAUAGGCAAAAAAAAAAAAAAAAAAUGGUUUGAACAUCGUUUCAUUAUAAAGUGAUGAAAUGCUACACACGAGCAUUGGUAUUUUGUCAUCCAUUCGUUAUCAUUGAGGAAAAGGUGAUUAUUGUAAUGAUACAUUGUAUGUAAAUCUCGCACACCUUUAAGACAGCAUUAUUAACACAAACAACCUGUUCCGUUUUACAGAGAAAACAUAGGGGUAGGAAAAAUGCCCAUUGCUUUAAUUGGUAAAUUUAAUGAUUUAUUAUACUAAGCAAUUUAUAUUAUAACUUUUAAUACUGAUAUAAGAUUGUAGCAUCCCAUGAUAUAGGUUUUGCCAGAAAACAUGCAUUGCUCGUUGCCGGACUGUGGGAUAUGAAAGUACAUUUUUAAAAUAUUUUUCUGUAAGUAAGCGUCCUUAGUUGUCAGAUUCAAGCCUUAUUCUCACAUGUUUGUUGGUUACAGAUUUCCUGUGGAUAAGUUUUAACAGUAUACGGUUGAAUGUUAAGGAAAUGUUAUCGUUUAAGUUAAUUGGUGACAUGUAAUUUACAAGAUUGUAAAUAACAUCUGUAAAAUGUCGAUGAACUCUCUAGAUUAUUUAUGAUGGAAAAAAACCUGAAUGUUUUUAAUCAGUGUUUAUUCAAAGGGGUGGAUUUUUUUUUUUUUACUGUUUUACUUAACUAUAUUUAUCGUUAUGUUGACAAAUGAGAAGGUUUUUUGUUGUUGUUUUGAUUAUAGCUAGUCUUACACCAGAAGUAUUCAUGUACAUUUAAUCCUAUUACCGUAAUGUGUUUUGAUUUUAUGACAUUGUUUACAACCUAACAGAGCGCUAGGUCAGUAUGUGGGCCACUGUAUCAUUGGGUCAUUGCAUGCUUAUUCGGAAAAUAACCUAUCGAUUUACUAUUUAUAUACGUACCUGCUCAAUACUUUACACAAAUAUUUUAUCAAUGCCAAAAUCUUCACCUUGUAUACAUUGUCAGGAAACAAAAGGUUCAUUGUGUGCAUAAAAUUUCCGGUAUUGUAGACACUAUCAAACCUGUUGCAUUUUCAUGGUGAUUUUUACUAUAUAUAUUGUUUAUGAAUUAAUUGUUUUUAGAUUAAUUGUUUAUGAAGACUCGCAAUGACGUUCGUUGUGCACGGACCGACGCGGGAAAUUGCUUGAUGUAGUGUUGUGGACACGAUUCCACGCUCCCUGGGUAAUUUAAGAAUGACGCAAAAUGCUCGUGCCGAUGUUGAGUUGCCCUGCCGUGGACUACUAGAUUUUAAAGAAACCCAACGCUGUUAUCAACAUUUUUAAUUGAUAAGUUUGUGUUAACACCUGUGUGCUUUGUGAUGACGUGCUGACUGCAGCACUGAGGCAAAUCACUUUUUUUAAAAAAUGUAGUUAAUAUUCGUGUAUUGUUGUUUGUUUUAUUGUCUUUUCAAUGUUUUUAAACCUAGGUUCUUGCUAACAAGGUGUAUAUUUUCUGAAACAGAUGUUGCAGCAAAAAUUUAUAAUUCAAAUGACGCUCUGUAUGUUGGGGCCGAUUAAAUUUUUGCUUUUUCAUGACGAUCAAAAAUUCUCCACACCAAAUGACGUUCACUAUAUAGGAUUGAAUGACGCUCUCAGUGUCGUUUCUAUGUAGAACUGAUAGGAAUUUUUGUGAAGCACUUGGAAUAAAUCUGUUAAUAAAAUGCA